UCCACCCUGGCCACAGCGCACAGCACGACUAUCGAUGUGGAGGGUAUGGCGGUAAGUGUGUGUGUUGGUAGACUUUGAGCCUGCUUGUCUUUUUAAGCGAUGUCUGUUAAGACCCUACUUAAUCGAGCAAAGACACAUUGCUCUGAGAACGAAGGUUACAAAGAAGAACUCAAUUAUCUAUUCAACCUAUUUUCCCAAAACGGCUACCCCAGAGAUUUUGUACGCAGAUGCAUGAAAGAGCAGGAAUCAAAAGAAGGAGAGAAGGAACUAGAUUGUUCCGAUCAGACGCCAAAACCAAAACAUUGGCGAACGCUUCCCUACAUUAAAAAUGUGUCUGAACUCGUUGAAAGACACCUGAGGAAGCACCAAAUACAAGUGGCUCACAAACCGACUACCACGCUACGCAAUCAGCUUGUACACCCUAAGGAUAGGGUUGGCUAUUUUGAUAAGAAAGAAGUAGUCUAUAAGAUUCCAUGUGGCACUUGUAAUGCAGUGUAUUGUGGUCAAACCGAAAAAUCCGCCUCUACACGCCUACAUGAACAUCAAUUGGCAGUGAAGAGGCGGGACCACUUAUCCCAAGUCGCCAUGCAUACUCUUGAAACUGGGCAUAAAAUCGCUUGGGAUAAAACACGCAUUGUCGGUUCCUGCCCAUAUAAGAAAGGCUGAGAAUUCCUAGAGGCCAUUCACUCUGAUGAUUCAUGCAUCAACCGACGCAUCGACCUUGAUACCAUGUACACAAGUCUCAAAGAAAAAUGGAAAAGGUAAUAGCCAAUCAAGACGUGACAUCAGCCCACAGCAUUAACCAAUCCUCAGUCAUGACAGAGCAAUAUCGAUUUUUUCGGCAUUGUUUAAAUUUUGACUGUUUCUUUACACUUACUACACGUCUGAAGACGAGCUGGGGAACCAGACUCAAAAAUUUACGAAAUAAAGUUUGUUCAUUUUCCCAAAGGACUCAUUCUUCUUCGAAUUAUGUUUCUUGGGAUGCCCAUCUUCCAGUACAUAAGUGUUUCUGUAUAUUCAGUUCCGAGCUAACCACAUUAUCAGCAACGAUAUGUUGAUGACGAGAAGCACCACAAAUACAGUGGAUGUGUUUUCCCGUGACCUGUUAGCUGAAAUUCCGAAAUGUAUAUUCAGUUCGAAAAGAUUGCUUAAGUGAGGUUGUGAUGUCAGUUAUCGUGCAGAAUAAUCCCAAGGUGCUUCAAUAACGCCAGGAUUUCGGCUUUUAAACGAUCUUCCUUCCGGCCGCCUGCGUAAACUGCACACUGUAAAAAGUAACAACAUAUGUAGUUAGAAUUGUUCGUAUCGAUUGUCGAUGCUCCUAAAAGUUUAAGAAUAUCUUGCAGAAAAAUUGCGAAAAAGUGUAUUUUGUCCUUAUUUGGUAACAAAUUACGUAUUCUUAAAAAUUUCAUUCUUAGAAGGAAAAGCGUCUUUGGAUUUUAAAAAAUGUUUGAAAUUUUCUAAUCAUCUAGACCCAACUUGCCGUUACAUUUGUAUUUGGAGUUCCCAAAUUACAGUCUGUGUGCUCUCUGUGCGCGGAUAAUCGUGUACAUAUCUUCGUUUUCUAAAAGAUAUCAUACAGGACUCAAAAAGUUUUUAAAUAUAUGUGGGCCGUGGUGUCUUUGCUAAACGCAGCACUAAUACACGUCCUGGUCCGAUACUGGGUGAUCGGACACUUCAUGGUCUUAUAAACUCUCAUUAUUGAAAACAUCCCAAAAGCGUCUUCUUCGAGUGUUGCAUUCUAAGAAGACGUAAUUUGAUACCAAAUGGUUAUAAUGAGGGGUUUGGGGCAAUUAUUUUACAAAACAUGUUCGAAUUCAUAAAGGUAUUAAAAAGCAGUGCAGAAAAUUCAUAUUGAGUAAGUAGGCAUUUUUUUACAGAGCGUAUUUCAUCUUGAGGAUCACAGAGAAGCUCGUUCAAAACCUGACGCCAUGACGUAACUGAAAUACCACGAAAUAUUGCUGCGUGAUAAUUGAUAUGACAACUCUACAUAAGUAAUUUUUCCGAAUUGAUCACAUAUUUCAACAUUUAUUAAGAUAGCACACCCGCUAUAGAGCCUUAAUAAUUGUCCGUCUAAGAAUGCUGCUGGAUCUGAGGAAGUUCGUGGAAAUAAAUCUAAACCUCCAAUAUCGUCCGGAAAGACGCUUUUGUUGCUGUUCCCCACAAACUCCUUAAAGCUGAAUUUUUUUAUCUUCAACGACUGCCGAUUUGCAAGAACAAUAUAGUAUUUUAAACACCGCAUGAGAUCCUGCCCCUUAAUUUGUGAUCGAGUGCGCGCACAUUUUGCGUUUUCAUUCGAUCACUAGGAUACCUUCUCCAGACUGCGCAAUCCUUCCUUUUCAAAUAAGUUACCCAGGCAGGCUUAUCCGGCCGGUUAUUAGGUUUGGAAGUUGUCUGUCUUUUCGAAGUUACAAUUUUUGUUAGACUACCCAUGAUUUUUUAAACCACACACGAAACAUUUCUCAGUGCCAUAUUUUUUCACGCUAUCCCUAGAAAGAGCUUGGAUAUACUUCUUAUCGCGUGUCUCUCGACAUGUUUGUCAGUGGUUUGGGGGGAAUGGUAUCUUCACGAUACGGAUAGAAGGCCCCUUGUAUUAUAAGUGGUCUUGCCCCGAGGAUUAGGGUUAGGGCUAGGCCUGGAAGGGCCUGGAAUCAUCUGUCUGUUGAGAAAUUUAAAAUAAGAUUAUUCAUGAAGGCAUUUACCGAAGUAGUGAGUUGUCGGGCGCUCCUUUUCGCGAAGAUGGUCGUUUGGGUCAAAUGUGAAGACUCAUUCAAACAUCAAACUUCAUUUUCGAAAAAUGUGACUGUCCACAACGAAAGUCAUCAACGAAUAUGCCUUCGAUCAAUAAGAAAACCUUCCUUAGGUACCGAAACCGUCACGUCACUGGCGUAAAAUACCAGUUGUCGUCUGUUUGACAGCUUGUUACAGCUGAUACUGCAGGACUUGGCGGGUGGUUAAUUACUUGCAGGAGAUUUUUUUUGACAGAACCGUAACUACCCUAUAAGUUACUUGUGCAACCGUUCAACUUGGAGAGUCAUGACGAUGAAAGGUGUUUGCCCAACUGGCAUUCGUUUUGGAGUUAAUUAAAUUUCUGCAUCGCAAUCCCGCUUUUGCAUUUUCCCCCGCAGUUGAUACGCUGCAGCUGUCCUCGGAUGGACCGCCGAGCGAAACCAGUGUUUACUACCUCUGAAGUAGUCAUUAAUUACUUUCGUCUAGCGACGUUAAUUUGGUACAUAAGAAUAUUCGGGGUAAGUCAGCAGAAACCGGACGAUCAAAUAAGUCUUAGUUUAAAUAAUCGAAAUUAUUGAUAUUCUGAUCAUACAUUAUUAACUUAAAUGUACAAGAAAAAGUCAAAGAGGACAGCUGGAGCUAGUGCUCGAAAUGUCUACGGCGUUUUUCAGUACGUUUAGAAGUCCUGUAAAAAAGGAGUAGCACACAAGUCGGGACAGGUCUUCUCCGGUUUUUGUAUGAGAAUUCACUAUUCUUGCGGCAAGUUGGUGAACAGACCUCGGAAUUUCAGCGUACAUUGGGAUUUUCAGCACGUGAAAUAAGAAACUGCCUAAGCUGAUCGUAUGCCGCACUACAUCCUCUGGUCAAGGUCUCACAAGUCAGGGGAACUUAUCUUCAAUAACGCCUCUGAAUAUUCACACGUUUAAGCCCCUUGCGCGUCUGCAGAAAGGUGUUAGUGCAUCAGGCGCGGCAGGGCCUCUGGCCAUGAUGUUUGCAUGGCGCAGUCGCUCCCAUGCCCAGUCCGCUUGUCCGGGAAUGAGACCAGACCAGACAGCGCAGCUUGCAAUAUUCUCCUGAUGGAUAGGUAAACAAAAGUGAAUGCCCUUUGUGCUUUUUGACCGUCGGUUGAUGUCAUAAACGUUCGCACCAGCGUGCUUUCCUCCCGCUCUUCUUCCUCUCUUGCACGACAGGACUUUUGUUCACUGGGGCAACUGGAUAAAAGCAGUAAGGAGAUCUACCACCUUGCAAUUUUCCUGGUGGUGUUUUUUUCAUUUAUGACCACUCCAUUCUUUUGGAAGGAGAGUACACAACAGCAUGGGUUACAGAGAGAGAGAGACAGAUGGCGAAAGCAACAGCAACCGGGGAAAGGCGCACAAAGAUUCAAAAUUUGAACCUCGUACGAUGCCAGAGAGCGUUGUUACUUUUAUGGACAGAGGAGUAGGUGGGGGGAGCAAGGAGGCUUUAUAAUCAUCCAAACGUGAGUACUGAGACGUCCAUACUCACCCCCUAUUUGUAAAAGUUUGCCCUCAAGCGCUCUCUUGGAAGAUACACGUGUGUUUCCGAAUCAUUCGAAAUGUCCUCCAUACAGCAGCAGAAACAUCUACAAAACAAGGGGCUUGUUAUGGAGCUCUAUAGCCUGUUAGAGAGCUCUGGUGGAACCACCAUCAUAAAUGACGAUGGUAACGCAGAUGAUACUUGUAGAAGUUGAUUGAUUUCGAGUUAAAGGUUUGUUACAUUCCAGGAGCUGUCAUUAGCGAGCGGCCUCUCGAGCUUCUAGUUCCAAGUCAUCCUUUUAAUAACCUGCGCACUUGUAAGUUUAUAACAUAGACGGGUUUAUGGCUCGGACCCCAGAUGGGGUCAGAGCCAUAAUUUGAGGAAUGAAGUUGCGUUGUGUCUGUAUAUCCGCGGGUUUGUUUUCAGGCUCUCUGCUACCAUAGCUUGGCCGCGGUCCUCCCGGCAGUUGGUCGUUUGUUUGCGAUCCCGUACACCCAUUUGGGGCUGGUUAGCGUUGCGAAACCAGCAGAUCCGUGUGUUCUACUUCAUAUGUAAAUGGAUACCCGAUCUAUAACGUCAGAGAAAGCAGGUUGGCGGCCCUCAUAGUUGCAGUAGAGUCAGCGUGCUUGUUCGGUAGGGAAGGCCAAUUGAUCAUCGACUCCUUUUUUGUGUUAAAAGGAUCCGAGAAGGGUUGAAGUCGGCGGUAUCCUAAAAGCCCGUGAGAUACUGCUUUGAUUACAAUAGUUGUGUUGUCGACGUAGUUGGCCCAGAAUUUUGGGUAGUAUGCGACGGAUACCAUUCACUCGAACUUCUGCUUCAGCUGUCAGAAUGGUUAGAGCCGAAUACGUCACGAUACUCUUCCUUUACUUGAAAGACUUUCAGUUAAAUGUGAGGAACGUCGUAGGACACAGUUAUAGGAACUCGGCCACGCGCGCUUACUUGCACCGGCUUUCGGUUUCGUCUUAUAUUUUUUGGGAGCAGACCAUCGCUAUUGUCGAUGUAAGGGCCGGACUGGAUAAAGGUCACUGAAGAAAUCACAUCAAAAAGCACUAGCAUCUCGUAUGCCCCCCGCUCUAAAUGUCUGAUAAGUACCCAAAACUUGCAAACCGGCUUCAUAUAACAUUCGGACUCCAUGGCAAGGAAGCGACGUUUUCGGAGGAGACACUCACGACCCGAUGCUUGGAUAUCACGCAAGGAGACGAGGGCGAGCAGAAACAUUCCUCGUCUGUGUACUUUUGACAGGUCGUAAGGGCACGCCAUCUUAGCAUUAAUGGGCUUGCAAAAAAAUGCUGACAAAGACAUGAAAAUUGAGGAGGUCGCUUCUGACAGAUUGGACGCCGUCAGCCAGCCAUGCCCUAACACCAGUUCGGAACGACUGUGGAUAGAACUUGGACCUUUCGGCCACUGAAUGUUUGGUGAGCAUCCUGACGUUCGGCAGCGUAAUGAUUUUCCGGUCGGUUGUGCACAUCAGUAUUGGCAGACACACAGAGCAAUAAGUUACGAUCGCCGUCAAUAGGGCAAUCAUCUGGGCGGAACGUGUUUGCAAGAAAAAUAAAUGCAUGAAUAAUUAUAGAGAAUGCGGAAAGGCCGCUUUUGGGGCCUAGACAUCCGAUGUUUCUAAUUCUAACUCGGGCCCAACAUCAAGAACAUAUGAACACUGUGGUCUGAGCUGAAGAUUAAAAUUCCUUUACAGUAAGGUAAGGUUAUUUUUGUAACCGUUCACUUGUUGCAGCCGCUUUUUCUGGGCACAUUUAAAAACACGGGAAAUUCCAUGCGGGCCUCCCAAUACUCCCCCACCUAGGAUGAGCAUUUCCCUGAAUUUGUACGAGAUAGGGGUAACAGCCCAUUCAUAUAACAACGAAUAAAUCUGCUUGCUGCUUAUAAUCACAUUCAAUUUCGGUAUUUUGCAUCGCCCAUACGCACCUCAGGGUUGUAGGUCGGCCAUUUGAAAGAAUGUAUGAGCAAAGGACGCGAAAUGUGACAGAUAAAUGUUGAAAAAGACUAUGCAGAUGCGAUUUAUGCAGUUGCGCGCACUUUGCAAAUUAGGUACCAGUCCACAAUGUGACUUUAGCUAACUGAAUUCACGUGACUUUCAAGGAACCUAUAACAUGCUAAAAGAAGAACUUAUAACAGCCAGUAAAUAUUUCUUCGUUAACUGAAUAGGAAUGAGUCACUGGGCAUUGGUUACUGCUAACUGGCCAGGAAGACCGACGUGCUGUGGGUGAAAUGCGCGUUCGAUCGUCGCAAGCGAUUUCGUCUGCCACCGUCUCACUAUUUUCGCCCAGCAUCAGCGGCUUGCGCAUGAAUUGGUUUAGAGUGACACAACCUUGUCCAGCAUUUGUCGUACUCUCUGUUCCCUCGCCCAUCGUACUGGCAUGGCAAGACAAAGUCAAGACUACUGGAGGUGGACUUGGUCGUGGUGGCCGAGAAAUCUAAACACCCAUCUACGAGUAGCACACCACGACCUGGCUCACGAUCCAUACGUACCUGACUACGAUGAAGGCGACUCUGAUCUCAACUGGUGAUGAUGAUGCCAUAAAGCCCACCUUGGGAAGUAGUCAUUGUAGCAUAGCCUCCAGCCCUGAAAGGGACGGAGUUAUCACUUUAGUUAAAGGCCCUAAAAGCCUUGACUUACAACGCGUAGUGCUAGGUCCACGCGCCUCAUAUUUUGUAUACUGAAGGCUGUGCGAUGUGUCGUGAAGGUGGUUUCCCCAUCGUCAGGCUUAAUAUCCCUUCCUCCUCCCAUGCACCAGUCGACUCUCUGAGACAGUCAGAUAAGUGAUGUUGGGAUUUGAAUGUCUGAAACACAAUAGAAAGACGAAAUGAAGUAAGAAUGUGUUCGCUUAAAAAACCGCUGCAACACGUUAUGAAAAUCUCAGUCAGCAAUUCUCAAUUUUAAAAGGAUUAAUUUCAAAUUCGAGUGGUCUUGUGGUUAAAUUUGAGGAGGAUUACUCAAGUAACACGCUGGGUUACACGAGUUUGAAGCUAAAUGCUGGCUAUUUUGUUAGAAAAAUACAGAUAUGAUUCAAAAGUCAGGGGACCACAAGAGAAAAGGGAUAUUGUUGUCAAUGCAUUCGUAAAAGGUUGGAAGCCAACAAAACUUUCGAAGCUCCAUAUGGAUUUUAGCGCUGGUGAAUCUAAACUGUUGUGACUUGUAGCCGAAGAUGAUUUCCUGAAUAGCAAACAAGCAGCAAUGUAACGUUCCAAAGAUGAAUUGAUUGCCCAACUGUCUUCUGCACCGCAAAUCUGUCCGGAAAUGACCAUUUGGAGCCUUCAUUUAGGGACAGGACGUCAAGUGCCUAUGUCCUAAGGGGCCUACCACGGAUAGAUUAUCUAUAAUUUUGUACUCACAAGAGCAUGCGCAUGACGUCAGUUGGGUGGGGCUCUGAACGGCUGCAGAGCAUAACAUGGAUUCUGUCGCUGUGGGUCGCUGGACGGCACAUUUGCAUCCAAUUUGUCUUAAGUUCUAAGAAGUGACUUGCAUAUCCUGUACUUCGUUCUUACUGGAGUCUUCACGGGAGAGUGCGUUGGCAGGGACGCAAAAACAUUCGUUCGUCUUUCAAAUCAGCAGACACCUAUUCCUUGAGCAUCCUGUUGUUGGACUUUACAUUAUUGACCAUUUAAUUGAGGUUUACCUGGGAACAAAUGAAACUCCUUGAUUUAAUACUUGUCAUCUAAUCCCCUUUCACGUGUUUUUAGAAAAGCGCAUCGCUGUCUAAAAUAAGAUAUUCAAGUCAUUGGCUUGUAUGUUAUUGACUGGGAGUCUCAAACAGUUCCUGUAUUUUACAUUUAGUUAGUCUCUAACAAAAUAAAUUUGCAUAAAACAGUCUUCAUUAUUUGCCACGCGAAAUUGCAAUUAGGUUUAUAGCUAUAGUAUACAGAUGUAGCAUACGCCUAAACGUUGAGCAGAAGACUGGCAACUCUCAUCCUGGACUCCUAGCAUUGAGAUGACUCCACUAGAAAUUUGCUCGCCUAAACUUGAGCACGGAAUUCCGCUCACUUUCUUCAGAAGUUAUUAGUAGCUAAUCUCUGUUUUUCUUGUGAUCGUCAUUCAAAGUGGUUUAUUUUUUUCUUACCAUCACUGAUUUUUGUUAGCGAACAUUUUACGCAUCUGAAAAGAAUACUUUAGAUCGAAGGGUGGAUGAUAUACUGCCAGCAGAAAGCACAGAAGCGCCUUUAAUCGUUUAGGGCAUAGUCGACCGCAGUGAUUUUUUGCACAAUGAGAUAAAAUACUAAGGGUCACUCCUUUAUAGUGAUUUGCUGCCUCCCCUAAAGUGGAUAGAAAUUGGUUUCUGCUCAGAUUCUGGACUUGCCAAUCCUAGAUCAUCCCCCUCCAUCCGCCCGAUUAUCUCAAAUUCACAGAUAUCCGCCGUCCCUCCCGGCCUAGUGAUAUCGCCACUCAGUCCGCCCCUGACCAAUAUGGGAACCAUUCUUUCUCAACAGCGGUUAACCUCGGCCAACCAAGUGCCCGUUUCCUAUGCAAACUCUGUCCAGCAGCCCGUCACAAGUGACGCAAACUCGGGAUUUUGGUUUAUCCCUACGAAAGUUCCUCGGUAG
Molecule: messenger RNA, 8778 nt
Organism: Spirometra erinaceieuropaei
Lineage: Eukaryota; Metazoa; Platyhelminthes; Cestoda; Diphyllobothriidea; Diphyllobothriidae
Source: the annotation of a GenBank genome assembly